AUGGAUAGGGAACACUUAUAGAACUUUUCGAUCAUAAUUGCUAAAUCAUUCUGGAUAAAGAAGAAAGAAAAAGAUAUUAUUAUUAAUGCAAAAAUAUGUAGCAAUAAAAUGAAAUCGGAUCAGAAUAUUUAUUUUGCAAAUAAGAAACUUAAUUCAAAUGUGCUUACUGAUUAAUAGCCAAAAUUAUUUAUGUGAAUAUAUAUUGAGAUUAAGAAAUCAAUAAUGCAAUGAUGUUAAAAGAAGUUUCACAAUAUUUAAGUCUCAAUAAUCAAUAAUUAUCAGCUAAGAAAUUGAGUUUGGAUUCUUAAAAUACUCUCUUAAAAGAUAUAAAAAUCAUCAGAAAUCUAUAAUUAUAAAUUUGCUUUAAAUAUAAUAUAUCCCUAAAAUACAAGAUUUUAAAAUUAAAAAAGUAUUGACUUAAAAACAGAAUGAAAUUGUCCAGACUUGA
Messenger RNA from Paramecium pentaurelia, 448 nucleotides. NCBI's taxonomy places the organism in Eukaryota, Ciliophora, Oligohymenophorea, Peniculida, Parameciidae. The record is from the annotation of a GenBank genome assembly.